Molecule: messenger RNA, 4764 nt
Organism: Prorocentrum cordatum
Lineage: Eukaryota; Dinophyceae; Prorocentrales; Prorocentraceae
Source: the annotation of a GenBank genome assembly
AUGGCCCAGCGCGCUUCGCUCGCGGCCGCUGCCGGCCUGGCGGCCGCCGCCUGCCUGCAGCCAGGCCCGUCCUUCGUGUCCUCGCAGGGCGCCUCCAGCGCGGCCACCGAGGAGCUGCUCCAGGCGUCCCCCGCGCAGGCCCCUGCCCUCCGCGGGGCCACGCGCGCCCAGCCCGGCCCCUCGGGGGGAGCGGCGGCCCUGGCAGCGCCGGCGGCCGGCGCCGCCCUCGCCGCGGCCGUGGGGUCCAGACGCCGCGGUCGCGCCAACAAGUUGGCGGCUGGCCAGGCCGCGUCCGUCGUCCCGGUCCGCGAGCCACGCGGCAGCGUGGCCCGCCGCGCCCUGGACCAGUCGAGCCGCUACGCGGACCUCUCGCUGACGGAGGAGGACCUGAUCAAGAACGGCCAGCACGUGCUGGUGGCCUACAUCAUGAAGCCCAAGGCGGGUUACGACUACCUGGCCACGGCGGCGCACUUCGCGGCGGAGUCUUCCACCGGCACCAACGUGAACGUGUGCACCACUGAUGACUUCACCAAGACUGUGGACGCACUCGUUUACUACAUUGACCCGGAGAACGAGGAGAUGAAGAUCGCCUACCCGACGGCCUUGUUCGACCGCAACAUCACCGAUGGCCGCGCAAUGAUGUGUUCAGUGCUGACUCUCAGCAUCGGGAACAACCAGGGUAUGGGUGACGUCGACUACGGCAAGAUCUAUGAUAUCUACUUCCCGCCGCAGUACCUGCGCCUGUUCGACGGGCCGUCGUGCUGCGUGAUCGACAUGUGGCGCAUCCUGGGCCGCGGCACGGUCGGCGGUGGCCUGGUGGUUGGCACCAUCAUUAAGCCCAAGCUCGGCUUGCAGCCGAAGCCCUUCGGCCAGGCGUGCUAUGGCUUCUGGCAGGGCGGCGACUUCAUCAAGAACGAUGAGCCGCAGGGCAACCAGACGUUUUGCCAAAUGAAUGAAUGCAUCCCCGAAGUCGUAAAGGCCAUGCGCGCGGCCCAGGAGGAAACGGGCCAGGGCAAGCUGUUCUCCGCCAACAUUACGGCGGACGACCCGAACGAGAUGAUCGCGCGUGCCAAGUACAUCCUGAAUCAGAUGGGUCCGAUGGCGGAGAAUUGCGCAUUUUUGGUCGACGGGUACGUGGCAGGCGGCACUGCGGUGACCGUUGCGCGCCGCAACUUCCCGAAGCAGUUUCUGCAUUACCACCGCGCCGGCCACGGCGCAGUGACCAGCCCUCAGACGCAGCGUGGGUACACCGCCUUCGUGCACACCAAGCUGUCGCGCGUCAUCGGUGCCAGCGGCAUCCACACGGGCACGAUGAGCUUCGGCAAGAUGGAGGGCGAUGCUUCGGACAAGAACAUCGGCUUCAUGCUGCAGGACGACGUCGCUGACGGCCCGUACUACCGGCAGGAGUGGGAGGGCAUGAAGCAGACCACCCCGAUCAUCUCGGGUGGCAUGAACGCCCUGCGGCUGCCUGCGUUCUUCGAGAACCUGGGGCACUCGAACGUGAUCCUGACGGCGGGUGGUGGGGCUUUCGGGCACAAGGACGGGCCGAAGCAGGGCGCGAUCUCGUGCGCCCAGGGCGAGGAGUCGUGGAAGUUGUGGAAGGCAGGCACCUACGGCGACGUGAGCCUGUCGGACGGUGUCGUGGAGUACGCGAAGACGCACGAGGAGCUCAAGGGCGCAUUCUUGACGUUCCAGAAGGAUGCGGACCAGAUCUACCCUGGCUGGAAGGAGAAGCUCGGCUACACAGGCGAGUCCUCCGUCCAGGCCGCCAGCUUCAACUGGCAGAAGAAGGAUUUGGCCGCCGCGUUCGUUGGCGCCAGCACGACUCGCAAAGCGAGCUCCGUGGCCCGCCGCGCCUUGGACCAGUCGAGCCGCUACGCGGACCUCUCGCUGACGGAGGAGGACCUGAUCAAGAAUGGCCAGCACGUGCUGGUGGCCUACAUCAUGAAGCCCAAGGCGGGUUACGACUACCUGGCCACGGCGGCGCACUUCGCGGCGGAGUCUUCCACCGGCACCAACGUGAACGUGUGCACCACUGAUGACUUCACCAAGACUGUGGACGCACUCGUUUACUACAUUGACCCGGAGAACGAAGAGAUGAAGAUCGCCUACCCGACGGCCUUGUUCGACCGCAAUAUCACCGAUGGCCGCGCAAUGAUGUGUUCAGUGCUGACUCUCAGCAUCGGGAACAACCAGGGUAUGGGUGACGUCGACUACGGCAAGAUCUAUGACAUCUACUUCCCGCCGCAGUACCUGCGCCUGUUCGACGGGCCGUCGUGCUGCGUGAUCGACAUGUGGCGCAUCCUGGGCCGCGGCACGGUCGGCGGUGGCCUGGUGGUCGGCACCAUCAUUAAGCCCAAGCUCGGCUUGCAGCCGAAGCCCUUCGGCCAGGCGUGCUAUGGCUUCUGGCAGGGCGGCGACUUCAUCAAGAACGAUGAACCGCAGGGCAACCAGACGUUUUGCCAAAUGAACGAAUGCAUCCCCGAGGUCGUAAAGGCCAUGCGCGCGGCCCAGGAGGAAACGGGCCAGGGCAAGCUGUUCUCUGCCAACAUUACGGCGGACGACCCGAACGAGAUGAUCGCGCGUGCCAAGUACAUCCUGAAUCAGAUGGGUCCGAUGGCGGAGAAUUGCGCAUUUUUGGUAGACGGAUACGUGGCAGGCGGCACUGCGGUGACCGUUGCGCGCCGCAACUUCCCGAAGCAGUUUCUGCAUUACCACCGCGCCGGCCACGGCGCAGUGACCAGCCCUCAGACGCAGCGUGGGUACACCGCCUUCGUGCACACCAAGCUGUCGCGCGUCAUCGGUGCCAGCGGCAUCCACACGGGCACGAUGAGCUUCGGCAAGAUGGAGUGGGAGGGUAUGAAGCAGACCACCCCGAUCAUCUCGGGUGGCAUGAACGCCCUGCGGCUGCCUGCGUUCUUCGAGAACCUGGGGCACUCGAACGUGAUCCUGACGGCGGGUGGUGGGGCUUUCGGGCACAAGGACGGGCCGAAGCAGGGCGCGAUCUCGUGCGCCCAGGGCGAGGAGUCGUGGAAGUUGUGGAAGGCAGGCACCUACGGCGACGUGAGCCUGUCGGACGGUGUCGUGGAGUACGCGAAGACGCACGAGGAGCUCAAGGGCGCAUUCUUGACGUUCCAGAAGGAUGCGGACCAGAUCUACCCUGGCUGGAAGGAGAAGCUCGGCUACACAGGCGAGUCCUCCGUCCAGGCCGCCAGCUUCAACUGGCAGAAGAAGGAUUUGGCCGCCGCGUUCGUUGGCGCCAGCACGACUCGCAAAGCGAGCUCCGUGGCCCGCCGUGCCUUGGACCAGUCGAGCCGCUACGCGGACCUCUCGCUGACGGAGGAGGACCUGAUCAAGAACGGCCAGCACGUGCUGGUGGCCUACAUCAUGAAGCCCAAGGCGGGUUACGACUACCUGGCCACGGCGGCGCACUUCGCGGCGGAGUCUUCCACCGGCACGAACGUGAACGUGUGCACCACUGAUGACUUCACCAAGACUGUGGACGCACUCGUUUACUACAUUGACCCGGAGAACGAAGAGAUGAAGAUCGCCUACCCGACGGCCUUGUUCGACCGCAACAUCACCGAUGGCCGCGCAAUGAUGUGUUCAGUGCUGACUCUCAGCAUCGGGAACAACCAGGGUAUGGGUGACGUCGACUACGGCAAGAUCUAUGACAUCUACUUCCCGCCGCAGUACCUGCGCCUGUUCGACGGGCCGUCGUGCUGCGUGAUCGACAUGUGGCGCAUCCUGGGCCGCGGCACGGUUGGCGGUGGCCUGGUGGUCGGCACCAUCAUUAAGCCCAAGCUCGGUUUGCAGCCGAAGCCCUUCGGCCAGGCGUGCUAUGGCUUCUGGCAGGGCGGCGACUUCAUCAAGAACGACGAGCCGCAGGGAAACCAGACGUUUUGCCAAAUGAACGAAUGCAUCCCCGAAGUCGUAAAGGCCAUGCGCGCGGCCCAGGAGGAAACGGGCCAGGGCAAGUUGUUCUCUGCCAACAUUACGGCGGACGACCCGAACGAGAUGAUCGCGCGUGCCAAGUACAUCCUGAAUCAGAUGGGCCCGAUGGCGGAGAAUUGCGCAUUUUUGGUAGACGGAUACGUGGCAGGCGGCACUGCGGUGACCGUUGCGCGCCGCAACUUCCCGAAGCAGUUUCUGCAUUACCACCGCGCCGGCCACGGCGCAGUGACCAGCCCUCAGACGCAGCGUGGGUACACCGCCUUCGUGCACACCAAGCUGUCGCGCGUCAUCGGUGCCAGCGGCAUCCACACGGGCACGAUGAGCUUCGGCAAGAUGGAGGGCGAUGCUUCGGACAAGAACAUCGGCUUCAUGCUGCAGGACGACGUCGCCGAUGGCCCGUACUACCGCCAGGAGUGGGAGGGUAUGAAGCAGACCACCCCGAUCAUCUCGGGUGGCAUGAACGCCCUGCGGCUGCCUGCGUUCUUCGAGAACCUGGGGCACUCGAACGUGAUCCUGACGGCGGGUGGUGGGGCUUUCGGGCACAAGGACGGGCCGAAGCAGGGCGCGAUCUCGUGCGCCCAGGGCGAGGAGUCGUGGAAGUUGUGGAAGGCAGGCACCUACGGCGACGUGAGCCUGUCGGACGGUGUCGUGGAGUACGCGAAGACGCACGAGGAGCUCAAGGGCGCAUUCUUGACGUUCCAGAAAGAUGCGGACCAGAUCUACCCUGGCUGGAAGGAGAAGCUCGGCUACACAGGCGAGUCCUCCGUCCAGGCCGCCAGCUUCAACUGGCAGAAGAAGGAGUUGAGCUAG